CCCGAGGCUCGAGCGCUCCGUGGGAAAAGAAGCUCAGAGGGAUUCUGGAAGGGAAGAGAGAGAAAAAAAAUUAGGUGGAGAGGCGCGCGUGCGCCACGACCAGCUGUGUGCACAUCGCUCGCGCUCCGAUUCCUCAUCCCCGUUAAACAACGCUCUCGCGCCGACAUGAAGCGGCCCUGUGAGGACACCACAUCCGACAGCGACAUGGACGAGACCAUAGACGUGGGUAGUGAGAAUAAUUACCCCGCGGUGCCGAUAAUUCUCACACUGAAAGAGGCACUUCAACUCUACAGCCAGUGCAGCAGCUCUUUUCUGAGAUGUGCUUCUCCUACCACCACCUCCCAGGUCAUGGCCCGAAAAAAACGCAGAGGGAUCAUCGAGAAGCGACGGAGAGACCGGAUCAAUAGCAGUCUGUCUGAGUUGCGUCGCUUGGUGCCGACUGCUUUCGAGAAACAGGGCUCUGCUAAACUGGAGAAGGCUGAAAUACUGCAGAUGACAGUAGAUCAUCUAAAGAUGCUGCAGGCUACAGGAGGAAAAGGUUAUUUUGAUUUCCAUGCUCUGGCCAUGGAUUUCAUGAGCAUUGGUUUCCGUGAGUGUCUCACCGAAGUGGCUCGCUACCUGAGCUCAGUAGAAGGACUGGACUCAAGUGACCCUCUGCGUGCUCGCCUCAUAUCACACCUCAGCAACUGUGCCUCUCAGCUCAUCGCCUCAUCUCUCACACACCAUCCUCAAGCCCUGCACCCUCUCCACCCACUGCACCCGCUACCCACAGCCUUUCUAGCACAUGCCUCACCAUCAGCCUCGUCCUCGUCUUCUUCUUCAGAGCCACAUCGCUCCUCCUUCUCUCACGCCAGCAGCAUAGCCCCGCCGCUCUCCACUUCCCUGCUCUCGCUGUCUGCAACCUUCCCCCUGUCGUUUCCCGCAGGAUUCCCACUUUUCGCACCUAGCAUGACAUCAUCUGCGACCAUUAGCUCUUCCAUUUCCAGCUCAUCCUCAUCGUCAACGUCACAGCAGAGCAGCUCCAGCUCCAGCUCUGCUAAACCUUAUCGGCCGUGGGGAACUGAAGUGGGAGCCUUCUGAGCACUGAGACUAUGAACUGUAAACUCUGUGCUCUUUCAGCCACAAAUCAAUUCGCCAAGUGCCUGUCUGGGUGUAUCAAUGAUGUAAGAAAAAACCUCAUGGGAGAGGAAAACAGUAUGGAUCACAUUUUGUACGCAUCACACAUGGAUGACCAUUUAGUAUUUUCAAUGAAAUGGGCUCAUCAUUGCUGUCAUUUUUUCCUUAUCUUUCCCCAUUUCCCAUGGAGAAAUACAAUGAUUAUUUGUACUGCACAACUUCACAUGUAGGCAUGAUGCUGUUCUGCAGGACAGUGUGACUGAAAUACGGACUUAAGAUCUUAGUCACGGUGAAACAAAUUCAAGCUCAUUAGCGUCUCUCAUGGGAUUUAAGCUCAGAAACUUUCAGUCAACUUUACUGUUGAGCUACAACUAUCCAGCUGUAAUAUCAUGUCUGUGCAUAAAAUCCUAUUACAACAUGUUGAAAAAAAAUUUGUCUAAUGUAAACAUUGUGCUUUAUAUUAAACUUGCGGAAACGGUUGGUUGAGUGAAAUUAACAAGACAAAAAAAACACAACAGCAAAUUCAGAAAAAUUAUAAUCAACAUUAUAGUCGCUUAUUCAGCGUCACAUUCUUUCUGAUUAUAGAACAUGGCGUAUGACUAUCACAAGGAAAAUAUUGCACUUUUUCACUAGUUAUCCCAGCUAUUUAAUAAGCCGUCACUUAUUUUAUUAUUUCCUUGCUUUAGUCAAGUUUUCUGCUCUGUUUUCAUAUUUAUGAUAUUAAUAUUAAGCAAAGUUGACAGCAUAGCUGUAAUAACAUCAUAUGAACGCUCUUAAUGAAAGUAAAAACACAAACAGAAGCAUAAGUAGAUUCAUUUAGUCUUAUCAUUCCUCUUAAUGUCAGGAUUCUUCAGCUUCCUGUUUUCUACCAUCUCUUCGACUGACACACGCCGUAACCAAUCAGCAAUGAGUAUGUGACAUUCAAUAAGGACAUACAGCUUCUAUUUUGAGUUUGUGUUGAUGUGUUUUUAAAUUUGCUCUUGUGUUUUUAUACGCUGUUCUUAAUGUAGUUUGCAUUUAUGGGCCAUUAGUAAAAAUUCCAAUAACAUUAACCUGCUCAAAGUAUAACCACUGAAUUAAACAGAUUUCAGAAGUGUCUUAUUGGGUGUGGCUCUGACACGCCCACUCUACUACACCAUACUCAUUAAUACAACAUUAAUCAGACACAAAGGACAGAGAAAACAGUUGUCUUUGGGGAAGCGACAUCAGCCUGUGAUUAUGGCGAUUGAUGACUGUAAAACGUAUGCAAAUCUGCCCUGAAUUGAGCCCCGCCCACUUUUCAUGACAGUACAUUUAGACAUGCUAGAUAUUGUGCUCAUAAAACCAACUAUAUCUUUUUAAGAAAAUCAAACAGUUUGAACGUUCCUGUGACUUAAGCCUUCAGAGAAUGACUGUCUGCAUUUCAAACCAUUUAUUUCCAUUUAACAAAACCCCAAUAAGCCAAAGUUUUUCCAGAUAAUCACAGAACAACUGAGGUGUGAGGGAGGAGUGUGUGUCGUGAGGAAACAACCACUCGGUCUGUAAAUAUGUACAUGUGUAAGAGUGUAACUAGAGUUUAUACUGAAGCUGUAUAUUGUAAUGACGAUGCACUUCGGUCACUACUGCCUGGAGAGACAGGAUUCUCUCCGUGAUAUUUGCGCUACAGCUUUCACUGUUCGCUUAUAUUGUGUGUCAGAUUUGCCAGUAAAUCACUGUAUCUUUUUUUUAAUCCCCAUCUUGCUCUUGUAAUAUGUAACCAUUUUUCUAUGCAAAAUGAAAAAAGCAGAUGUCACAGAUUAAAAUUCAGUUCUUUUUA
Messenger RNA from Tachysurus vachellii, 2911 nucleotides. RefSeq names its product hes-related family bHLH transcription factor with YRPW motif 2 (gene hey2). Gene Ontology annotation, molecular function: RNA polymerase II cis-regulatory region sequence-specific DNA binding; protein dimerization activity; DNA-binding transcription factor activity, RNA polymerase II-specific. Gene Ontology annotation, cellular component: nucleus. Bases 166 to 1080 code for a protein of 304 amino acids. Gene Ontology annotation, biological process: regulation of neurogenesis; regulation of transcription by RNA polymerase II; anterior/posterior pattern specification. The transcript has 6 exons. NCBI's taxonomy places the organism in Eukaryota, Metazoa, Chordata, Actinopteri, Siluriformes, Bagridae. The record is from RefSeq and is a predicted model, not a curated record.